CUUACCAGACGGCGACGUCCAAAGAAUCGCAGAACACAGUUGCUAAUUUUUGGCUGAAACAUGAGCUACGAUAGAUCACACUACGACAGACCUCAUCGUGGGGGCGGAAAUCGUCGACGCUACAAAGACGAUUAUGAUGCGCACGACAGGCGAACCCGGGAUUCCUUCGAAUCACCUGAGCAGAUCCUCAAGAAUACAAUUAUAAAACUGGGAGAAGUGGACCCCAUUCAAGAACUCCCGCGGCUAGCGAAACAAAUCCGCGAACAAGUACCACUUUCGGUCCCAGUCAUAUCUGAGGGUAUUCGGAUAGCUGUGACUGAACAACCGUACAAAAUUCCCUACUAUGCAGCUCUUCUCCGCCUCUUGCACGAUCCAACUGAAGGCGAGAAUGCCGAAUCUUCCACAAGUUCGUCUCUUGGCAAGCAGGUCCUGGAAGAUUUUUGGAAGGGCUUUCAGGGAUACCUAGACAAGCUUGCAUGGAGAGAUGUUCGACUAUGUAUUCACUUUUUUGCGCACUUGACAGUGGCUCAAGUCAUCUCCAUCGAAUCCAUGUCUGCACUCCUCCAGUCAUUCGCUGCUGUCCUCGACGAGUUUGGUGUUUCCUACGGACGCGGCAGAAACGCAGCUCUGUGUGCUAUUGAGGGCUUAAUAAUUAGCGGUGCAGUAAUGGCAAAGAGCUCAUCUUCCAACACUACUGAGAUAAUCAAGACCGUCCAAAAUUACAAUGAUUCUAUCUACGCACCCAAGCUGCUUGUCCAGCCUGCAAUGAGUUUGUUCACAGAAUCCAGGUCUUUGGAGAACGCUGAUGAGGUCAUUGAUACGGGACUUUUCGUGCUGAAAGCUCUUGACUCCUUUGAAUUUGUAGAAGCGUCUGAGAGCUUCCCGCAGCCCUACCUCGAUUUCCCGGAUUUAGAUCCCACAGUGUCUGCUCCUUUCGAGUUGCCCGCAAUACUGGUGCCACCUGAGGUCAUUGAGCUUGACGGGUUGGCUACAGAUGCUGGCGAAGACGCCCAGGUUAAGAAAGAAGACUGGCCACAGUAUUUCUUUCACUUGUUCGACAACGAGACGACCCCAGACUCAGCCACGCCCGCUGGAUUCCUAGUACGGUCCCAAAUCCUCGAUACGAUUGACAUAUUCGAGAUCAAUCGCAAAGAAUGCGCCCGUCUCCUCCUCGAGUAUCCAAAAUGGUGUGUCCCUGGUACAUUCAAGCCAAAACCUGGGGCUCCUGAGCCCGAAUUUGAAUCUGGGAAGAAUUGGCAGUUGGAGAGCACUGUCAUAGAGGCCAUCUUGGGUUCUCUUUAUCUCCUCCCAGAAUCGACGCAUAAAACGGUCUACCACAUUGCCCUGAUUACCGAGCUGUGCAAGCUCUCGCCGUCAACUGUCGGCCCUGCCGUUGGAAAAUCAAUACGCAGGUUGUACACUGCUCUUGGGGACGGCUUUGAUGUGGAGAACGCUCGACGCUUUGCAGAGUGGUUCGCGGUGCACAUGAGCAACUUCGGUUUCCAAUGGGUUUGGAAAGAAUGGUUACCCGACUUGGAGCUCUCAGAGCAGCACCCUAAACGCACCUUCAUUCGCCGAGCACUGGAGUUCGAGAUACGGUUGUCGUACCAUGACCGAGUAUUGAAGACUUUGCCGGAGCCUAUGCAGAACGACACCACCGUCAUUUCUGAUCAGACUCCAGGACCGGCCUUUGAAUAUGAAGACCCAACUCAUCCGCACUACGAUACUGCCCAAUCAAUCCUUUCCCUUCUGCGUGGACGCUCUAAAGCCAACGAAGUGCUGUCGCACAUUGAGUCGCUGAAGACCACUCUGGAGUCCUCAGGGACUCACUUACACGUAGACAACACUAUUCGGUCGAUCUCGAUUCAUUGCCUGCUCUCUAUCGGCUCACGAUCCUUCUCGCAUCUCCUCAACGCAAUUGAGCGUUACCUUCCGCUCCUGCGAGGGCUCGCUGGCACCGACGCAGAGUCCAAACAGGAUAUUCUCAGUGCUGUCGCAUCGUUCUGGCACCUGAAUCGACAGAUGGUGAAUAUUGUAUUUGACAAACUCAUGCAGUACCAGAUCGUCGACCCCACGGAUGUGGUUGGCUGGACGUUUGAGAAUGUUGGAGGGGACGCGCAUAGUGGGAUGCGACCGAUGAGCCUGAGCGCAUUUGAAUGGGACUUGUUGAAAGGCGCGUUAGACAAGGCAAAUGGAAGAGUCAUGGUAGCCAGGAGGAAGGUCGCUGCACUGAGAAAGGAGCACGAUGAUAGCGUUGCGCGGGUAAAGGCGAGUGUUGGUGCAGACGUUGGAUCCAUCGAGAUGGAUGCGGAUGUGAAGCCUUUCAAGCAAGAUGACUCUGCUUCAGAGAACCCUCAGUUGACGGUGGCACUCAAGGCAUUCGCAAGCCUCACUCGCGAGCAGAAAGGGGCUUUGGCACGAACGAUCGAAGGCUUUGUAUCGUGCUUGGCGCCAUGCCCGUCUGCAGGGCGCCAAAAUCCUUAUGCUGAGACAGUGAUUACAGAGCAAGCUUGGGAAGUACGAGCUACAUGGGGCGCAGACGAAUGGAACACGUGGGAAACGUGGGGUUGGUACCGACACUUUUGCAGAACGUACUCUCCCUACUUGCGAAACUACCAAGAGACGUUGGGUACAGUUGGGUUUGCCAAGAUCGAAGGCUCGACGAGUCCUGCUGCUAAGCUGAUGAAAAAGACUUGGGGUAUGGCGACUGGUCAAGAAUCAUAAUGACUUUCGUUCCUUGACGUUGUUCAUAUGUGCACACGUGUAUACAACAUUAUUAUCGUAAGAACAUGUCUUCAUCAUAGUAGCACCAGGUCUCGUAGUAAGGCACGAUAGCGAUAUACUGCAAUAGAAUUGAACAGUGCAGCACCUUGAGAGACGAAUAUGAAUUUCGACAUCUCGUCACACGGGACAGCGCAGGGAGACGAGGUACGUAAGUGAGGGGGUGAGGGCGCGUGCAAUGAUCCUUGUUCCAAAAACAUCCUGGAGAUCAGGCAACAUAGCCCUCAUAGGCUGGUUGCUCCGCUUCAGGGGUCGUGGAUCUCUCACCGUCAGAUCUAAUGUGAGCCCUUGAGCCCCGGCAGCUGAGCGCAGUGGUUCACCCCGCCAAGACGUUGCCUGGCCAAGAGCAAGGAGUUCCAAGAACUCAACCUUGUUUUCG
Molecule: messenger RNA, 3160 nt
Organism: Suillus discolor
Lineage: Eukaryota; Fungi; Basidiomycota; Agaricomycetes; Boletales; Suillaceae
Product: MIF4G like-domain-containing protein
Exons: 13
Coding region: 61-2724 (887 amino acids)
Biological process (GO): nuclear-transcribed mRNA catabolic process, nonsense-mediated decay; mRNA export from nucleus
Cellular component (GO): nuclear cap binding complex; nucleus
Molecular function (GO): mRNA binding; RNA cap binding
Source: RefSeq, a predicted model, not a curated record